This is a messenger RNA of Labrus bergylta (ballan wrasse), 1674 nucleotides long. It is a transcript of the gene cep41, whose product is annotated as centrosomal protein 41. Gene Ontology annotation, cellular component: ciliary basal body. The record is from RefSeq and is a predicted model, not a curated record. NCBI's taxonomy places the organism in Eukaryota, Metazoa, Chordata, Actinopteri, Labriformes, Labridae. Gene Ontology annotation, biological process: cilium assembly; protein polyglutamylation.
GAGAAUGUUAAAAAAAACGAAAUGUAACGUUAUGUAUUGCAGUUUAAAAAGAUGUCGCUCAAUCGAGGAAUCGGCAGUGUUGAGUACAUGAAAAAAAGGACACCAAAAAAUGCCAAGUAUCAGCAUGUUAAAACAAGGCUGGAUACAGGUUGCAGCCUCUCAAAGUAUAUGGAAAAACUCGAGGAGAUUAAAAAAAAUUACAGAUAUAGAAAAGAUGAAAUCUUUAAGCGGUUGAAGGUGACAACAUUUGCACAGUUGAUACUUCAGGUAGCCUCCAUAUCAGCCCUGAAUGAAAGUGAAAAUGACGCUGACUCACAUUUACCAGAAGACAGUGUGUCAGCGGUGUCUGAUGCAGACCUGGAGAGUCUCUCUGAACACACCAACGGCUCCCCUCAGGUGUCACCACAUUCAGAUCGCCAGGAGGCAGGAGACAGCAAGGACAUCUGCCACACUGCAAGGUCAACACUACUGAGUGUUAUUAGUGGUGUGGGAGAGCUGAACCUCGACAGGAACAUUCAGAAAAAGGAGAAUGAGUUUGUGUUGAUCUCUGAGCCAGUUGACAGGCCCUACCCAGACUGCCCCUACCUGCUGCUGGACGUACGGGACCGGGACUUAUACGACCGCUGCCACAUCAUCAGCGCACACAGUUUACCCAUCGCCAUGCUAUCUCGAACCAUGAACCCCUACACAAAAGAAGUGCUGGAAUAUAAAAAUGCUGCGGGGAGGAUCAUCAUUGUGUAUGACGAGGACGAGAGGAUAGCCAGCCAGGCUGCCACCACCAUGUGCGAGCGAGGGUUUGAGAAUCUGUUUAUGCUGUCUGGAGGUCUCAAGGUAAUUGCUCAGAAAUUUCCAGAAGGCAUGACGACAGGUUCCAUCCCAAAGUCCUGCCUGUCCUCUCCGACAUCAUCGGGCAGAAAGAAGAGCUCUGUGCAGCCGGUGCACGCGGCAGAGAAGAGAUGGAGGUUUACUUCGGAAGAGCUGGCCAAGCUUCAUGAGCAGAUGGACGAGAUCCUCAUCCCCAGUAACUCCAGCAGCCGCAUGUCCAGCCGCAUGUCGACCAGCAGCUUCCAGUCUAAAGCGUCCAGCGCCCCGAGUCGACAGAGUUCCUGCACCGCUGGGAGGGACAGCGCCCGGGUUCAGAGCAGCAGACCGUGGAAAUAAUACCCAACACCCAACUUCUUCAUCCAUGAUUAAAAAAACAAACAUACCUCCAGAGAGAAGUCCGUUCAUUCAAAAGUUGAUUCUAUCUGCUCCAUAGCUUUUAACAGUGUGUAACAUGAUGCUCUGAGAUAAAGCUGCCCAGUAAGGUGGAAUAAAAACAACUCCACAACCCUUUAUAUAUUUACUCAAACACAAGAAUGUGCACAUCCACAUGUUUCUAGUUCCCUCAACUACCUUUAUGUCAGAAGUUCUUAUUACACAGCGCCUAAAUGAAUUCUUCUCUGAGGUUUUGUAUAAUUUCUAAAUGUGGGAAAUCAAACACACCUCGAGAAAGUGGGAAUGUAAUCCGCUCAAUUUCCCUUCAAAAUCAACUUAGGCCCCAUGUCCUCCUAGCGUUUUAUGCAGGGGCAGAAAAGUGCUGACUGUGCGCUUGGAAGCUCUUGUAUGAAGCGUUUGUGCGCUGAGAAGAAAAACGCAGCCCGUCCAUCCCUAUGACAACAGUCUGUUGGCAAC